Molecule: messenger RNA, 2711 nt
Organism: Momordica charantia (bitter melon)
Lineage: Eukaryota; Viridiplantae; Streptophyta; Magnoliopsida; Cucurbitales; Cucurbitaceae
Source: RefSeq, a predicted model, not a curated record
GGCUUUUGGGACCAACAAUUUCUCUGGUCGCUUACCAUCAGAGCUUGGCAAUCUUUUUAUGUUGGAGGAACUGUUCUUUGAUAGCUCUGGAGUCCAAGGUGACAUUCCUACAACAUUUUCAAAUCUAAUGAAUUUGCAGACAGUAUGGGCAUCAGACAAUGAACUCACCGGCAAAAUACCUGAAUUCAUUGGGAGCUGGUCAAAGCUCACGAAUUUGAGGUUUCAAGGAAACUCUUUCAUUGGUCCCAUACCGUUGACAUUUUCAAACUUGACAGCUAUGAAUGACUUAGACUUGAGCUUUAACCAGUUAACUGGAGAGAUUCCGGACUUGCUUUUCACUUUGAGUUCGCUAUCACACUUGUUUCUCGGAAAUAACAAGUUAACGGGUAUGCUACCUUCAAGAAAGUCGGAGUCUCUUCUUUGUAUAGACUUAUCAUAUAAUGGUUUAUCAGGGAAGCUUCCUUCUUGGGUGGACGGUGGUUCUAUCUUGCAGCUAAAUUUAGUUGGGAACAAUUUCAUGUUAGGAAGUCUGGAUACCAGCCUUUUGCAUUCAGAAUUGAACUGUGUUCAACCAAGAUUUCCUUGUUAUCGAGGUUCUGGUACAUAUCGUGACUUUGCAAUCAGUUGUGGAGAUUCAGAGAUUGUGACCUCCUCUGGAAUUGUGUAUGAAAGGGAUAACAAGAUUGCUGGUGCAGCUUCAUACCAUGUUAGUGACUCCGAUAAGUGGGCUGUUAGUGAUGUUGGAUCGGAGGACAUCAAAAACUCUACUUAUAACAGAGCCACUGACCCAACACAAAAUUAUAAAUUUGAAAAUACAAAUGACUCGACAAUUUUUCAGACACAAAGAUUGUCUACUUCGUCAUUGAGAUACUAUGGACUGAGGCUUGAAAAUGGAAACUACACUGUGAACCUUCAGUUUGCAGAAACCACUUUUCCAGAUUCAUCUACAUGGGAAAGCCUUGGGAGGCGUGUCUUUAAUUUAUAUAUUCAGGGGAAUCUUGUCCACGAGAAUUUUGAUAUUAGAAAUGAGGCAGGUGGGUCUUUUCGUGCUAUUUCAAAGAAGUUUAAUGCACAAGUUUCAGAAAACUACUUGGAAAUUCAUCUUUUCUGGGCUGGGAAAGGUACUUGUUGCAUACCUGAUGAAGGUACAUUUGGACCUUCUAUUUCAGCAAUCAGUGCAAGUAAAGAUUCUGAACCAACUCACCAACCUCUGAAUAUAGAGGGGAUUCGUACUGAGAAGAAUGGACCCAGUGUAAUAGUGGGAAUUGUUGUUGGUAUAGGAUCUGUUUGCUUUCUAAUUGUUGUUAUAGUUUUCAUUCUUAUCCGAAGAAGGAAAGGUCGCUCCUCUGAAGAUGAAGAGCUUCUUGGAAUAGAUGCGAGACCGUACACUUUUAGUUAUUCUGAACUAAGGGAUGCUACAGAGGAUUUUAGUUCAUCCAACAAGCUUGGUGAAGGGGGUUUUGGACCCGUUUACAAGGGAACACUAAAUGAUGGAAGAGAAAUCGCUGUAAAGCAACUCUCUAAAAAAUCGGAACAAGGAAAGAACCAGUUUGUGGCUGAGAUUUCUACAAUAUCUGCCGUGCAACAUCGCAACCUUGUGAAAUUGUAUGGUUGUUGCCUUGAGGGUGACAAACGGCUCCUUGUUUAUGAGUAUCUGGAGAAAAGGAGUCUCGACCAAGCAUUAUUUGGAACGAGAAAUGUCAAACUUGAUUGGCCAAAACGAUUUGAUAUAUGCUUGGGUGUGGCAAGAGGCCUCGCGUAUCUUCACGAGGAAUCGAGCCUUCGAAUUGUGCAUAGAGAUGUAAAGGCCAGUAACAUUCUGCUUGAUGCUGAUCUGAACCCCAAAAUUUCAGAUUUUGGUUUAGCCAAACUUUAUGAUGACAAGAAGACUCAUAUUAGCACUCUUGUUGCUGGAACAAUUGGAUAUCUUGCACCCGAAUACGCCAUGCGUGGCCAUCUAACCGAGAAGGCUGAUGUCUUCAGUUUUGGUGUUGUGGCUCUUGAAAUUGUGAGUGGUAGGCCAAAUUCAGCCCCAGGCUUGGAUGAGGACAAAAUUUUUCUUCUUGAAUGGGCUUGGUACCUCCACGAAAGCGACCGGGAAAUCGAGCUGGUGGAUUUAGAUUUAUUGACAUUCGGCGAGGAAGAAGUAAAGCGGGUGAUCAGAGUAGGUCUUGUGUGCACCCAAACAUCCCCAGCCCGUCGGCCAUCGAUGUCGCGCGUCGUGGCAAUGCUUUGUGGAGAUAUUGAAGUGGCUUCUGUAACUUCAAAACCAGCAUACUUGACUGAUUGGACUUUUGAUGAUGUUGUUGCCUUUGCAAAUGAUUCUCCAACCAAAGGACCCAACACUGCCCAUCAGGAUCAGGCAGCCUCCUCAAGUUUUAGCAUCCAUGCUGAUGAUUCAAGCCCUCAAAGUUAAUGCUUAAGAGCCAAUAUCAUUCUGGGCACCCAUAUUUGAGGAGAAUGCCUCAAGGCUGUUUACAAACCUUGUUUCUCUUAUUUAUAACUUGUAAUUAUAUGUGCUAUUCAUUGUUAGGUGGGUGAAUUGUACAAUGUCUGAGUUGUCGUCGAGUCGAGUUCACGAUGUUGAAUACUUGUUGCUAGUAUGCUACUAGCAAUUGUCACUUAUGUUGCACGUGUUUUGUAUAUUUUUUUGUGCUUUAAAAAUGUUUGGCAGGAUUUUCAAGUUUUUUGCAAGAAAAAAAUGGACUUUU